Molecule: messenger RNA, 2186 nt
Organism: Coregonus clupeaformis (lake whitefish)
Lineage: Eukaryota; Metazoa; Chordata; Actinopteri; Salmoniformes; Salmonidae
Product: relaxin-3 receptor 1-like
Exons: 1
Coding region: 213-1457 (414 amino acids)
Biological process (GO): G protein-coupled receptor signaling pathway; immune response
Cellular component (GO): membrane
Molecular function (GO): G protein-coupled receptor activity
Source: RefSeq, a predicted model, not a curated record
UGCACAUAGAUGCAUUUCUCAUUGGACCAACCAGGAAUGACCUGUCUUUUACUAUUGUUUCAUAUACAAUUGGAACGUCAGUAGAUGCAAACAGAAAGACCCUCAACUUGAACGACUAAAACUCCUGUCAUCUGACACCUUCUCCUACACGACCACCAUUAAAAUUGUCUCAACUGUUCUUUUGGUUGGGUUUUCUCCUGGCCACAUCCAAAAUGGCUGAGGCUGACUCCCAGAGACUUGAGCUGUUUAACAAGAUCCUGGGCAGAUGUCGCGAGGACCCGUCCUGUAACCAUUCCCACCUGACCUUCCAUAACACCAGCAUGGUAUACGAUCUGGACUUCCCUGGCGAUGGCUCCCCCUGGCUACGCUCCAUCAUCUCUGUAGUGUACUGCGCCGUGGCCACCGGUGGACUGCUGGGCAAUCUCCUGGUGCUGCACCUUCUCUGCUCCACCCGGACCAUCGUCAAGAGUGCAAUCAACUUCUUUGUGUUCAACCUGGCCCUGGCUGACUUGCUGCUCUCCCUGGCGCUGCCGUUCUGGGCAGUAGACAUCGCACUGGACUACAGCUGGCCUUUUGGUUUGACCAUGUGCAAGGCCGUGUCCCUCCUGACAGGACUCAAUGUCUACGCCAGUUGCUUCUUCCUGACUGCGAUGAGCUUGACCCGCUACUGUUCGGUGGCUACAGCGCUCAAGCCCGCUGCACCACUCGGCCGCAAGCUUUGUGAUUCCCGGGUGACCACCGCACUUAUAUGGGCCGGGGCACUGGUGGUUGCUGCACCGCGUGCCCUGUUCGCCGAUCUCAACAGAGUAGGCAUUGCCAAUGACACUGCAUGCCUGCUCCGCUUCCCUGAAGGUACGAAUUGGCUGGCUGUCAACCACCUCCUGAGGCUUCUGUUUGGCUUCCUGUUGCCCUACUUCAUCAUGAUCGUCUCCUACCUACUCAUGCUGCGCUUCCUCUGCCGGCACAAGCUGAACGGGGUCAACCCACGGCGACAGGUUCAUGUUUCCAAAUCCGUGGCGGUUGUGGUGCUCUCCUUCUGCACCUGCUGGUUCCCGUAUAACGUGCUAACUCUCUGGAGCGCCCUGAUCCAACUGGACCUCACAGAAAUCAGUCCCUCCUACUACUUUGUCCAGACCUACCUCUUCCCCCUGGCAAACUGCCUGGCCUUCACCAGUAGCUGCCUCAACCCUGUCAUCUACUGCCUCGUUCGCAGGGAGUACCGCAAGGCCCUGCGCAGCCUGGUCUUGAAGUCAAGUCUGGCAAUCGCUUCUAAGGUUUGCCUCUCGGCAGUCAACUCCAAUGAGGGCCAGAACCGCGACGGGCAGCUGGGCAUCCCGCUCAACAACAUGGAGAGCCAAACGGCCCAGUGUUACACCAAGAGGUCAAUUCUGCCUUCCACCACUCUAUCGCUGGUUCCAAGUCCCAAGAGCCUCUGUCCUCUCAAUGAUCUCACUUGAGGAGGAUAUCACUGACCCUCAGACAUAGAUUAAUUAAAGCUUCAAUUCAAACCUUUUUUUCCUUUACCAAAGACACAAAGUUGUAUCUAUAUUAUGAUGAAACAAAUGCCUUGUUGCCUUUUGCAUGCAUGUACAAGACAAGGAUGUGGAUUUUUGUAAACAUCACCAGGACAUUCCUUCUUAUUGGCUUUAAAAUUAUGCCAUAGUGGUUUUCUUAAAUUCUACUUAAUUAUGGCAAGGUAAAAAAAAAAAUCUAAUCAGGACACAAGUUAUCAACAUUUAUUAUUGCAUUAUUGCAUCUUGUUUUGAGAUGGAGUGUAAAAUAAACUCUUAAGCCCAAAAAUCUUUAGGUAUUCUUCAGCCCAAAAAUGAUGUUUAUUGCAAAUGAACCCAUGGCUCUCAGCCCAAGAGAUGCAACCUCUUUGUUUUGUUAGGGGAGCAUGGUCAGGCACUCGAGGGGUUGGCAGUGGGCCACUUCCUUUAUUGCUGUAAAUUGAUGUUGUUGGGGACCAUUUUUUGUAGUCUUCUUUAGACUUCUUUGCUAUAUCUAUAUGACUGGCAUUUUGAGUCAACAGUUGACUGCUCUUUGGGCAAACAUUGAUAUGCUUAAAAACCUGGGGAUGGCUGUCUCAGAGUACGAGAGCUGAUCUAGGAUCAGCUCUCCAGUUUUGAUUAAAUAGGACCCACAGUCUUUAAAACUGUGUGUGAGUGAGUAUAUGAUCUUCAAGA